AUGUUGGUGUCGCUGCACAAGAGGAAUUUAUUGGCACGGUUUGUGGUUGACGAAGCUCACUGCGUUCCUGAAUGGGGACACGAAUUUCGAGCCCAUUACCUCAAGUUGGGUCUUUUGAGGACGCUAUUUCCUACAGUAUGCAUAGUUGCUUUGACUGCCACCGCGACUUUGGCUACAAGAGAAGAGAUUAAGUCUCUGCUCAAGCUACAUGAGCCGUGCGAAGUUAUUGCCUCUUGUAAGCGUGGCAAUUUAAAGUUUACAGUCGUCCGCAAGACUACCAAGGACGGUGCAAUAGCAGAUAUCGCCAGACGUUUAAAAAAAGAAUUUGCCCAGCAAUCUGGUAUUGUUUACUGUUUUUCCAAGAGCGAUUGUGAGCUGCUCACAAAGAGACUUGGUAAUCAGGGCAUCUUUGCCGAGCACCAUCAUUCCGAAUUGACGUAUGCAGAAAAACUCAGAGCGUACUCCAACUGGAUGUCUGGAGUAACUUUGGUCAUGUGCGCUACUUUAUCUUUUGGUAUGGGCAUCGACAAGAAAGACGUCCGAUUCGUGAUGCAUCUAACGAUGCCAAAGUCAAUUGAAGGAUAUUAUCAAGAGUGCGGUCGGGCUGGACGUGACAGCAAUGUGGCCCAUUGCAUCUUGUACUACAGAUAUUACAAUAGUUAUCACAUUCGAAACAUGGUUGAAAAAGGUUUACGUAAUGCAAUUGGAACAUUUCCUGAAACUGAAAGUUUGAAAGAAAUGAUGAUGUAUUGCGAAAAUACGUCGUCUUGCCGAAUGUAUUUAAUAUUGCAAUAUUUUGGAGAGAGUUUCCAUGAAUAUGCUUGCGAUCGAAGAGCUGUGUGUGACAAUUGCCGCCGAAGCCACCGUGUGGUUCACGAUGACGAUACCACUAUUUGUCGGGCUGUAGUUGAUUUACUAGGCAAACCGAUAAUGCAGUUGAAAGGCGUCAACAUCAGUUUGCUUGUAGACGUUUUGAGAGGUAGCAAAGCCCAAGCAAACAGGGAUAGUGGUAAAGAAUGGUAA
Daphnia pulex (common water flea) is the source of this 1023-nucleotide messenger RNA. Its product is annotated as Bloom syndrome protein homolog. Gene Ontology annotation, molecular function: four-way junction helicase activity; 3'-5' DNA helicase activity. Gene Ontology annotation, biological process: double-strand break repair via homologous recombination. Gene Ontology annotation, cellular component: nucleus; cytoplasm; chromosome. The transcript is spliced from 7 exons. Bases 1 to 1023 code for a protein of 340 amino acids. Lineage: Eukaryota; Metazoa; Arthropoda; Branchiopoda; Diplostraca; Daphniidae. The record is from RefSeq and is a predicted model, not a curated record.